Molecule: messenger RNA, 237 nt
Organism: Ilex paraguariensis (yerba mate)
Lineage: Eukaryota; Viridiplantae; Streptophyta; Magnoliopsida; Aquifoliales; Aquifoliaceae
Source: the annotation of a GenBank genome assembly
AUGAGCAAUGUAGGAGCCCCAUCAUCCACCAACCCAAACAGCACUUCAUCCAAUACACCCUCUAUUACAACUCCAGGCUCUACUAAUAGUCCAACUUUUAGCCUUGGCCCUACAGGCAAUGGUGGCAUCACCAGCACAGACAACAGUGCCAGUGUGACUCUCCAUCAAAGCAUGAACUUGCUUUACUCUUUGACUCUAACCCUUUUGUUUUCAGGUUUUCUAUAUUUGAAAGCCUAA